AUGGACUUCUUCAACUCAGCUCUUGGAAAAAACAUCACUUUUGUGCGUCCUGAAUAUUUCAUAAUAAGUGGAUUUAUUGGAAUGCCUCAUGUUAAGUAUUACUAUGUGUUCCUGUGUUUUGUCUACAUUGUGACUGUUCUUGGGAAUGGCAUUCUUCUCUCAGUUAUUUACUAUGUCAAGACUCUGCAUACUCCCAAAUACAUGGUUGUGUUUUACCUGGCUUUGACAGAUAUGUGUGGGAGCACAGCUCUCAUCCCAAAGGUCUUAGAUACUUUUUUGUUUGAAAGGAGAUACAUUGUCUAUGAAGCUUGCCUAAGUUAUAUGUUCUUUGUUUUAUUCUUUUUAUCUGUACAGUCAUGGACACUUAUCACAAUGGCAUAUGACAGAUUUAUAGCAAUUUGCUUCCCUUUAAGGUACCGCAGUAUUGUGACGACCCCGUCUAUCGCUGCAUUGUUGCUGUUUUCGUGGGUUACUUUAUUUAGUUUAGUAGGAUUUACUGUUGGAAAUAUUGAUAACCUCUCCUUCUGUGACUCUUUGUUGGUAAACAGCUUUUUCUGUGAUCAUUCACCAGUAUAUCGUCUGUCCUGCAAUGACUCGUCUAUAAAUAACAUAAUGCAGGGUUCUUACGCUCUCAUUAUAAUCCUCUGUAUUCCUCUUAUAUUGAUAACUUUAUCGUAUGUUGGCAUUUCAAUAGCACUAGGCAGGAUUGCAUCAGGAGAGGAACGACUCAAAGCCUCUGAAACUUGUACCUCUCACAUGAUUCUUGUGGCAUUCCUACCAAUUAUUGGCACCAACAUAGCAUCAGUAGUCUCUUACAUAAACCCUAAUGUCAGAAUGAUAAACACAUCUUUGACAAACACCAUGCCAGCUUUGCUCAAUCCUAUUGUAUACUCUUUAAAGACGGAGGAAAUUCUGAUGGCUAUCAAGAAGCUUGUCAAAAGAAAUAGGAUUAGCUUCAGUGCCAAAAAAAGGUUGAAAUCUUAA
This is a messenger RNA of Trematomus bernacchii (emerald rockcod), 984 nucleotides long. Its product is annotated as olfactory receptor 51F2-like. The record is from RefSeq and is a predicted model, not a curated record. Gene Ontology annotation, molecular function: G protein-coupled receptor activity; olfactory receptor activity. NCBI's taxonomy places the organism in Eukaryota, Metazoa, Chordata, Actinopteri, Perciformes, Nototheniidae. Gene Ontology annotation, cellular component: membrane. Gene Ontology annotation, biological process: G protein-coupled receptor signaling pathway.